Molecule: messenger RNA, 873 nt
Organism: Lactuca saligna
Lineage: Eukaryota; Viridiplantae; Streptophyta; Magnoliopsida; Asterales; Asteraceae
Source: the annotation of a GenBank genome assembly
AUGCACAAGAGCCGAUCUCCACUCAUGAAUGUUGUCCGAAAGCUACAAGUUACUCAUCAAGGACUUCUAUUUUGUGAAAUUCCAGCGCCUGCUUCACCAUCAUCAAAGAAACGAAGGGCUGCUGAUAUGGCUAAACACAUUUCCAAGAAGAAGAAGAAGAAAAUCAAGAUGAUCAUCUCUUCUGAGUCUACAGCUGGAGAAGAUGAAACAAUUCCAGAAACUCCUGAAGCCAAUCUUAACAAAGAUACUUCUACUCCUGCACAGAAAACUGUUAUACCACUCAAAGAUUCGGUUGCCAAGUCAUUAUAUGAGGAGGCCCGAAUUUCUAACAUUCUUGUAAACAUAUCUAAUACGGAUGCAAAUGUCAUCAUGGGUGAGGAUGAUUCAAAGAAUGAAAACCAAGGUAAACCUUCGAUUGUUACCUUAGAAACCUUUUUAUCUUUUCCUCCACAAAUCACACCUGUCAUACCUACUACUUCCACCAAUGAUUCUCCUACUUUCGAAAACAUUAUCAAACAACCAAUUACUUCUCUUUUUUCUUCACAAUCCAAUGAUCCACUCACAACCACUUCACCAAUUCAAGAGUCUAUUUUUAUGGAAACUAAACAUGAAUCGGAAGGUUUUGGAGGAACUUUUGAGAACUUGGAAUUUGAUGAAGAAGAACCUGAUUUCCCCGAUCACAUGCUUAUGACAAUGAAGCAGUUUAAGAUCUUAAAUACAAAGCUGAAUUCAAUUCUUCAAUCACAAGAAGAUCUUGGGGGAGGCAAUUCUGUGACGAGUUUAGAAGUUGAUGGUUUGUUAAAACUACUAGAAGGAAGGAUCACCUCAAAAGUUAAGAGCAUGAUUAAAGACUCUGAGUCUCGUCUUUUGUAG